Messenger RNA from Purpureocillium takamizusanense, 1497 nucleotides. RefSeq lists its product as uncharacterized. The coding region runs from base 1 to 1497 and encodes 498 amino acids. Gene Ontology annotation, molecular function: transmembrane transporter activity. Gene Ontology annotation, cellular component: membrane. The transcript is spliced from 5 exons. Gene Ontology annotation, biological process: transmembrane transport. Lineage: Eukaryota; Fungi; Ascomycota; Sordariomycetes; Hypocreales; Ophiocordycipitaceae. The record is from RefSeq and is a predicted model, not a curated record.
AUGGGCGUCGACACUAAUGAUGUCGGGUCCGCUGUCGAGAGGGAGCGCCAGCUCUCUGUUGAUGCGGAUACCGAAGCCAAAGAUCACACCGACUACGAACGCGUUGACAAAGAACUCGCUAAAUAUGUCGCUUCGUCACGUAUUGAGAUCUCGCCAGAGAAAAACGAUGAGUUGAGGCGUAAGAUUGACAAACGCGUGCUCGCCGUCAUGAUCGCGACAUACUUCCUGCAGGCCAUCGACAAGGGCACUAUGUCCUUUGCGUCCAUAAUGGGGAUCCGCGAGGACACAAACCUGACGGGGCAGGAUAACUUCACCAUUGCCCGGGUACCUAUAGCCAAGUAUCUGAGCUUCAACAUUGUCGCGUGGGGCACCGUUCUCGCCUGUACAGCGGCAUGCACCACAUUUGCAGGCCUGGUGACUGUUCGCACGCUGCUCGGUCUGUUUGAGUCUGUGUGCCAGCCGGCGUUUGUCGUCAUGUCGUCCAUGUGGUACAGGCGAGAGGAGCAGGCGGCCCGAGUAACGUAUUGGUAUAUGAUGAACGGAACGCAGCAGAUUGUCGGCGGUCUCCUUGCGUAUUGCUUCAGUCUCAUCACCACGGGACCGCUCAAGUCGUGGCAGUGGAUUUUCCUCGUAUACGGUGUCGUGUCGGUCAUCUUUGGCCUCUUCGUGGGGUGGUGGUUGCCCGAUUCGCCGAUGAGGGCCAAGUGCUUCUCCGAGGAGGACAAGCACCUCAUGGUGGAGCGUGUCCGCGACAACCAGACGGGCAUACAGAACCGCGAGUGGAAGAAGCACCAGUUCUGGGAAGGACUGACGGACCCGCAGGUCUGGGGCUAUGCGCUGGUGCAGCUGUGCACGACGCUGCCGACGUCCGGGCUGGGGGCCUUUCAGGGCAUCAUCAUCAAGAGCUUUGGCUUCACGACGCUGCAGACGCAGCUGCUCGCCAUGGUGCUGGGCUUCUACAUCAUCAUGGUCCUGCUUGCGUCGGUGUGGCUGGUCAAGAAGACGAGCCAGAACCUGCUGGUGAUGCUUGGCUUUGUGGUGCCUUCGUUUGUCGGCACAAUCUGCCUCAUGACGGUGCCGCUCAACACGAUGGGCAAGAAGAUCGGCCUUGUGAUUUGCUACUACAUCACGCUGUCGUUUUGGUCGGCACAGACGCUCGCGCUGUCCAUGGUGUCGCGCAAUGUGGCUGGACAGACAAAGAAGAGCGUCGCAGUUGCCGUCAACUUCAUCAUCUGGGCUACGGGCAACGCAAUAGGACCCCAAGUCUUCCUGGACAGGGACAAGCCCCGGUACUUUAUCGCGUUUGCGACGCACCUGGGCUGCUACAGCCUCCUCGUCGUGGUCAUUGUCGCGCUGCGAUGGUACCUUGUGCGGCAGAAUCGUCUGCGAGAUGGCAUGGCCGACGCCGGCGUGCGGGAGGCGCGUGACGAGCGCAUGCUGCACGCGUUUGAGGAUCUGACGGACAGAGAGAAUCCCAACUUUCGCUACGUGUAUUGA